GUCAACUUCCUCCUGCCAGUUACCUACAAAACACGUUAUAAUGUCCCACAGGCAGAAGCAUGAGCAAGGCCUUGAGGCCCAAGAAGAGGAGGGCCAGCUCAGGGAGGAGGUGCCUGUAGCUAAGGAGGUGGGAGCCCCAGAUGAGGUACCUGCUGCUGAGGUUUCCCAGGAAACCUGUUCAUCCUCUGCUCCCAUCCAAGCCACUCUGCCAAGCAAAGCAAAUGAAGGUUCUGGCGCUCAAGCAGAGGGAGGUCAAAGCACCUCAAAGGCCUACCUAUACUCCAAGGUCUUGCUCAACACUAAGCUACGGAAGAAGGUGACAGAGUUGGUGAAGUUUCUGAGUUUCAAGUAUACAACAAAGGAGCCUGUCACAGAAGCAGAAAUUCUGAAGAAUGUUGUCAAAGAGUACAAGAACUACUAUGCAUUGAUCUUCAAGCAUGCCUGUGAAUGCAUGGAAGUGGUUUUUGGCAUUGAAGUAAAGGAAGUGGAUGCUCUCAACCACUCCUACGAGCUCCUUAAAAUUCUUGACCUCACCUACGAUGGGCGAAUGAGCGAUGACGAGGGCAUACCCAAGACAGGCCUCCUGGUGCUUAUUCUUGGUGUGAUCUUCAUGGAGGGCAACCGGGCCUCUGAGAAGAAGAUCUGGGAGGUGCUGAAUGUGGUUGGUGUGUACCCUGACCAGCAUGAUUUCAUCUGCGGAAAUCCCAGAAAGUUCAUCACUGAAGAUUUGGUUUCAGAGAAGUACCUGGAAUACCAGCUGGUACCUGGCAGUGAUCCUGUAUGCUAUGAGUUCCUCUGGGGCCCAAGGGCCCAUGCUGAAACCAGCAAGAUGAAAGUCCUGCAGUUUUUCUCCAAGGUUGCUGGGAGUAGCCCCACUUCCUUCACAGCUUUGUAUAAGGAUGCUCUGAAAGAUGAAGAGGAGAGAGCCCGGGCUUUACUUGCCUCCGUAGCCGUUCCAACUACCCCAGACAAUUCAGGUUCUGGGGACAAGCCCAGCAGCUUCUCCUGCCCUGAGUAAAUUCAGGCUGGUUCUUCACACUAUUUAAAGAUAGCAAUCACAUCUUCAAGCAGAAGAGACUUAAGGUUCUUUUUCCUUUUUGUACUGUUUCAUCUGUUUCUCUUUUAAAGGGUUUAUUAGCUUCAGAGUCUAGAUGUAUUAGUUGUAUUGCUCAUUUGUUGCUAUUUGUUUCAGAAUAAGAAUUUUGAUGUUGUGAAAAGGAAGUUGAGAACAUACUUAGCUUUGAGACCUAGCGGAAGAUCAAAUAGCAUUGCAUCUGAAUUUUUCUUAGACAUGUGAAAGACUCCAUUACUAAAGUAGAAUUAAUAAGUACAAGAAAGAUGUAAAAAAUG
Messenger RNA from Peromyscus californicus insignis, 1350 nucleotides. RefSeq names its product putative MAGE domain-containing protein MAGEA13P. The transcript has a single exon. The record is from RefSeq and is a predicted model, not a curated record. NCBI's taxonomy places the organism in Eukaryota, Metazoa, Chordata, Mammalia, Rodentia, Cricetidae. Gene Ontology annotation, cellular component: nucleus. Bases 41 to 1018 code for a protein of 325 amino acids. Gene Ontology annotation, biological process: negative regulation of transcription by RNA polymerase II.